Messenger RNA from Vigna radiata var. radiata (mung bean), 924 nucleotides. Its product is annotated as 50S ribosomal protein L17. The transcript is spliced from 7 exons. Gene Ontology annotation, cellular component: ribosome; large ribosomal subunit. The coding region runs from base 227 to 706 and encodes 159 amino acids. The record is from RefSeq and is a predicted model, not a curated record. Gene Ontology annotation, molecular function: structural constituent of ribosome. Gene Ontology annotation, biological process: translation. NCBI's taxonomy places the organism in Eukaryota, Viridiplantae, Streptophyta, Magnoliopsida, Fabales, Fabaceae.
UGAUAUUAAGUCAAAAAUAAAAAUCAAAUCCCGCAUAUUUGCGGAGGAAAGAGAAGCCAAGCAAGCUCAUUUUCUUUCUCUGACAUCUUAGACAUAGCACAAUCACAAGCUCCACUCUAGGGUUUCGCUCUUUACGUUCUCUUCACCACUGACUCAUCCUUUUUUCUAUCCCCGAAGCAGGAGUCUUUUUUAGGCGUUCACCCAUAGAAUUAACUGGAUUACGAAAAUGACAAAAUUCAGAAAGCUGGGUCGACCCACCGGUCACCGGAUGUCCAUGCUGAGAACCAUGGUUUCCCAGUUGGUGAAACACGAGCGUAUCGAAACUACUGUGGCCAAGGCCAAAGAGAUCAGACGACUCGCAGAUAAUAUGGUUCAGCUUGGAAAGGAGGGAUCCCAAUGUGCUGCAAGUCGCGCUGCUAGUUUUGUGCGAGGAGAUGAUGUCCUUCACAAGCUGUUUACAGAGCUGGCUUAUCGAUACAAGGAUAGAGCUGGAGGAUACACCAGAUUGCUUCGAACUCGAAUUCGAGUGGGUGAUGCCGCACCAAUGGCCUAUAUUGAGUUUAUUGACAGAGAAAAUGAGCUUAGGCAAGCAAAGCCACCAACUCCUCAGCCACCACAGAGAGCACCCCUAGACCCCUGGGCACGUUCUCGUCUCAGUAGACAAUUUGCUCCUCCUAAAGAGGGAAAAUCUGGAUCUGAUUUGUGAUUCUAUAGAAAGUAAUGCAGAUACUAUGUUUUUCCCAACAUAGCAUGGCAUAUCAAAAUUUUGGUCUUGCUUAUUUAAUUUAUCUUCGAAUGGUUUGAAAAAAAAAAAGUAUUCUCUUACUACUAGAGAAAAUGUUCAUCGCUAUGUAAAAAUAAUUCAACCAAAUCUAUAAUUGACAAAAGAAAAGGAAAAUAUCAGAACACUUUUAUCUUUCUGAA